Rhododendron vialii is the source of this 1378-nucleotide messenger RNA. Its product is annotated as GATA transcription factor 19. Gene Ontology annotation, molecular function: zinc ion binding; DNA-binding transcription factor activity; sequence-specific DNA binding. The record is from RefSeq and is a predicted model, not a curated record. NCBI's taxonomy places the organism in Eukaryota, Viridiplantae, Streptophyta, Magnoliopsida, Ericales, Ericaceae. Bases 270 to 1028 code for a protein of 252 amino acids. The transcript has 2 exons. Gene Ontology annotation, biological process: regulation of DNA-templated transcription; flower development.
AUCUCACCCCGUCUCUUACACUCAUUUAGCUCUCUCUCUCUCUCUCUCUCUCUCUUCUCACCUGUUAUUAUUACACAUCACUCUCAGUUUACUAUUUGCUCUCUCUCCUACCUCUCCCCUCCUAUAAUAUCCCCCUGGCCUAUACAACUUCCCCAUCUCCCUUUCAUUCCUCAUUUCCCCAUCUGUCCCUCUCCCACCUACAUCCUUUCAUACGUAUACAUAUAUCUAUAGAGAGAGAGAGGGGUUAUAUAUACAUAUAGAGAGUGAGAAUGAUGCAUAGGUGCAAUAGUAAUCAUGCAGUAGGAGGAGCAUGCACAUGUGGUGUGUACCACAGCCAAAGUAAUUCCUUCUCAAUGCUAUUCUCAAUGUCCAACCACAAACCCUUUGAUUACGAAUACUCUGAUAUGUAUCCAUUUAACUCCCCACCUUCCUAUUCGUCAGUCGAUUGCACUCUCUCUCUAGGAACCCCAUCCACUCGUCGAACCAGUAAUGGUACUACUGAUAACAAGCGAGAAGUGCCCCACCAUGAUCAUCAUCGACGGUCUAGCUUUUGUUGGGAUAUAUUGCAAAACAAGCAUGCCUCUUCACCUCCACAAUCUCACAGAAACAGCUCCGCCGGUGGCGGCGACCCGCUCCUUGCACGGCGGUGUGCGAACUGCGACACCACCUCAACUCCUCUCUGGAGAAACGGUCCAAGAGGCCCCAAGUCACUUUGCAAUGCAUGUGGAAUCCGAUUCAAGAAAGAAGAGAGGAGAGCGACGGCAUCCGGCCCCAAUGGCGGCGGGGUAGCUGGUGCUGCAUCAGGGCUAAUGGAGCCUCAGCAGCACAUGAUAAACAACAAUUCAUGGGUCCCCCAGUACUCCCAGUCCCAGAAAGUCCCUUGCUUCUCUCCGGCUACGGCCGCAGGCAACGAAUUCCGGUUCAUCGAUGGCGGUGGCGUCGAUUCUGAUUCCGGCAUCAAUCCCUUCCUCUCUUGGCGCCUCAAUGUCGCGGACAGGCCUGGUCUCGUCCAUGACUUCACCCGAUGAUUAAAACACGUGAGCCCCCCGCCCCCCCCCCCCACACGAUACACGUUCGUAUGAUCUGUGACGUUGUGGAUAUUCUUUGCUUCUUCUGGUUUGGGAAAAAGCAUGCCGUUCAUCUUUGAUAGAUGUAGUGAAAAAAUGAGGCAAUUCCUAUGUUGUUUGAAUGUCACUUUAAUUUUAUAUUUGGCUUCUUUAACUUUUCCUUUGUCAGUCCUACCCGUAUAUGUAGUAGUGUAUUCUCUUUUUUCCCCUUCCCUGGUUAGUCUACUUCACAUACUUUUCCGAACGGAUAUAUAUUAUAUUUGAUGAAUGAUGAUGGUGACAGUUAUGUUACACGUAUCUUAAUUCGACUG